Molecule: messenger RNA, 1582 nt
Organism: Vigna umbellata (rice bean)
Lineage: Eukaryota; Viridiplantae; Streptophyta; Magnoliopsida; Fabales; Fabaceae
Source: RefSeq, a predicted model, not a curated record
AAUGAUGCAGGUGGAGGGCCCUGGAGAAACUUCGUUGUGGGGUUUUGUCUUAACAUGAAGUAAGGUCAAUUAGGGUUUCUCUCGAUUAAAGUCAUCUUCUUUAUAAGCUAAUAAGAAUGGAGAAAGAUCACAACUAUUCGGCACCGGUAUCCAUGCCUCCAAGCUUCAACACACUUGACUACUCUCUAGAACACGACCAACACCACCUUUAUCCACCAAAUCACCAUCAACAGCAGCUCAUGAAGUUCCAAGCUUCUGGUGAUGAAAACAACAGUGGGUCAAUGGUGGAUUACAUGCCUCAAACACCACCACCACCACCACAUGGCUUUUACGGUGGUCCUAGCACUGGCACAAUAUCCUAUGAUAAAUUGAGUUUUGCAGACGUGAUGCAGUUUGCGGAUUUUGGACCUAAGUUGGCUUUGAAUCAAACAAAAAGCUGCGAAGAAUCUGGGUUAGAUCCAGUUUACUUUCUCAAGUUUCCGGUGUUACACGACAAGAUGGAGGAAGAGCAGACUCUGAUGGUGAACGAGGAGCCUGAUGGUGAAGCAGAAAAUCACGAUGAGAGGUUCAAGUUGGUGGAUGUGGAGGAGAAGUCAAGGGUUGGUGAAGAGGGAAUGAUGAUGAGAGAAGAUGAAGAGACUCGGCUUUCUGAUGACAACAAUUCCGUGCAGAUUCGGUUUCUAGGUCAGGAAGAGACUCAGAAGAAUGCAGGAGUGCAGGAAAACAAGAACAAGAGGAAGAGACCGAGAACUGUUAAGACAAGUGAGGAAGUUGAGAGCCAGCGCAUGACCCACAUAGCAGUUGAAAGGAAUCGUAGGAAGCAAAUGAAUGAGCAUCUUCGUGUUCUCAGAUCACUCAUGCCUGGUUCAUAUGUUCAAAGGGGUGAUCAAGCUUCUAUAAUUGGGGGAGCUAUAGAGUUUGUGAGGGAAUUGGAACAACUUCUUCAGUGUUUGGAGUCACAAAAGAGGAGGAGGCUACUGGGAGAAGCUCAAGCAAGACAAGUUGGGGAACCCUCCAUUGCACAACAACAACAACAACCUCCUUUCUUUCCACCAUUGGCAAUUCCGAAAGAGCAGAUGAAGCUGGUGGAGUUGGAGAGUGGACUUCGUGAAGAAACAGCAGAGAGCAAGUCAUGUUUGGCUGAUGUUGAAGUCAAGCUUCUAGGAUUUGAUGCCAUGAUCAAAAUCCUAUCAAGGAGGAGGCCAGGACAGUUGAUCAAAACCAUUGCUGCACUCGAAGAUCUGCAACUGAUAAUCCUUCACACCAACAUCACCACCAUUGAACAAACAGUUCUUUAUUCAUUCAAUGUGAAGGUGGCUAGUGAUUCAAGGUUCACCGCAGAAGAUAUAGCCAGUUCGGUGCAGCAGAUAUUCAAUUUUAUCCAUGCAAACACUAGCAUGUGAUAACAAUUAUAUGUCGUUAUUAUAGAUGUUGUGUGCUAGUGUAGGUGCUGUGUUUGUACAAGAAUAACUAGUGAUUCCUAUAGUUACUGACAUUGAUUUUACACCAGACCUUUUCAUCAUAUGUUGUUUCGAUUUAUUAUUGUCUUUGUCGCGAGGAUGACUGAACAAGAUUAUUUAUA